This is a messenger RNA of Populus nigra (black poplar), 683 nucleotides long. RefSeq names its product RING-H2 finger protein ATL48-like. The record is from RefSeq and is a predicted model, not a curated record. The transcript is spliced from 2 exons. The coding region runs from base 119 to 379 and encodes 86 amino acids. Lineage: Eukaryota; Viridiplantae; Streptophyta; Magnoliopsida; Malpighiales; Salicaceae.
GAGUGUUAAAAUUUCAGAUUAGCUACUCUCUGGUUCUGUUUGAUCCAUUACUUCUUUCUCCUGCUGGAAAAAAGUGUUAAAAAAGAAUUUAAUAGAGAGUCAGAAAGAAAGCAAAUUAAUGGAGAAGAUGGGCACGGCAGAACCCAACUUUGAACAACUAUUCGAGGAGAAGAAGCGCGUCAGGAACCCCCUCGUUCCCGUCGGUGCACUUAUGACGGCAGGAGUUCUCACAGCUGGCUUAAUCAGUUUCAGGCGAGGCAAUUCUCAAUUGGGUCAGGUGUUAAUGAGAGCUCGGGUGGUUGUCCAAGGGGCUACUGUGGCGCUUAUGGUUGGCACUGCUUUCUACUAUGGGGAUAACCCAUGGAAAAAACCAAGUUAGACGUUUUACAGUAUGGUUUCUUGUGAUGAGUAUUUUGGUUGCUGCAGGGUGUCCUCCAUAGUGACACAAGCUGUUCUUUUUCUAUGCCGAUUUUAUUCAAUAAAAUUCACACAAUUCAUAUGCUCUCAUUGCUGGUAGCAUACUUCUUGUGCAUGACGAGAUCCUACUACUGUUAGUGUAAACUGAGAUCAGUGAACAUGGAUGUAGCGAGGAUGUUUGUGUAAGUUCUGAAAGAAGGGAUAGCAUCUACCUCAGACAAAUAAUCUUAUUUAAAAAUACAAAAAUAAUCAAUGUCUGUUAACAA